AUGGCUGACGCCGAGUCCCCGGCUCAAUCAACGGGUUGGCGGAUCGCCAAGGCGUGUCAGGAGUGCAGGAAGCGGAAGAUCAAAUGCAACGGAGUCAACCCCUGCAAAACCUGCCAAUUGCGGGGGACCCCGUGCAUCUACCGCGAUGUCAUCCGCCAGCGGAGGAAGAGAUACCAGUAUCAAGGGAGGCUCGAUCCUGACAGGCCUGGGUCUGAUGGGGCCACCACUGCCACUUCCACUACCCGGCCCGACGAAGGCAGUGCUGCGCGGCAGCCGUGGUCUCCCGGUCCGUCACACCACCAAGCACAAGCACAAGCACAAGCACGUCGGCGGAACCCGUCGGUCAGUUUGAACGUCAACAAUAGCGUCUCAGCCACCCACAUGACAUCGCCCUCAUGCAAGGUCCAACUGUAUUAUGGCUCCACCUCGCACUUUGCCCUCAUGCACGAGGUCUACAGAGGCUUGGUGGCAAACAGUCAGUCGGCCGAGGUGGAUCGGCCCCAGGGUGAGGUCGAAGAAGCCGGGGCUGGCUUGGACAUGUUCAGCUUUCGCCGGAUCUUCUUCGGCACACCCACAGAUUCCCAUGAUGCAAACAAGACCCUGGCGGGCUUGGAUUCUCAGCUGUUGUUCUUGCCCUAUGAGCUAGCCAAAUGCUUUCUCGAACGGUUCUUGGCUACCCUGCACAAUCUGGCUCCCAUGUGGCCCAAGGAAGAAUUCUAUCACCAGCUGGCUCAGAUGUAUGGCCAAGGGCCGGAUGCUCGCCCCGAUAAGGUAACCCAGUCAAUUCUGCUUGUAGCCAUGGCGAUUGGAGCAUUAGCCACUCAGCAUCACAGUUGGGGUGAUACGCUAUACGACCGCGUCAAGCUAGCCAUGCAUUCCCUUGACGAUGUCGUGAACUUACAGACCCACGCUCACUACCAAAGCGAACAGGGCCGGCCCAACUCAACAUUCCUGCUCAUGGGCACCGCCACACGAAAGGCUAUCUCAGCUGGGUUGCACAAGGAAGCCCCAAGUACGGGCGAAGACGCCGCCGAUAGCACCGAAGAACGACGUGCGACGUUCUGGUCCCUCUGCUUCUAUGAGAUCUGGACGUGCUUCCAUCUGGGACGACCAAGCUCACUGUCAUUGAAGGAUGUCAGUAUCGCUCCUCCUGAGGAUUCUUUCCUCCAGGUCCUCAUCAGCCUUGGCAAGAUUGUUGCUCGAUCAGCGUCUGAGAUGUACGGCCGCCGUCAUGAGUCCUUGCUGCAAAUGUGGAAGAUUGCUAGAUCGAUCAUCGACGAGCUCCGCGGAUUCGACUGCUUGAUGAGACAAGCGCUGGGCUUUGGGCUGGAUAAAUGUGCCCAGCCAGGGAGCUUGGGGGUGCGACAGAUCAUUGCGACCACUCUAUAUUAUCACACAAUUCUUCUCACCUUUCGGCCAUUUCUGAUAUUUCGUGGACGGUGGCAACAGGAUAUGAAACGGUCAUCACGCGUUGCGGCGACGAAACGAGCGACUGAAAUUCCCUCAUGGCUCAACGAAGCCUGCAACCAAGCCCUCAGCGCUGCAUGCAGGACCAUUCAUCAUUUAUGCGAAGCAUCGGCAUGCAAUGAACUGGUCAGAGAACUGCGGUAUCAUGGCUAUUUCCUAGGCAACUCAUCUUUUGCGCUCAUGUACGACCUCAUGCACGGUGAGAAUCUUGCGGCCACACAUUUGCCAUGGAUACAUGCUGCCGUGCAAGGCAUGUCGCAGAUGCGGCCUGGGGAUCCGAUCAAGAGUUCUAUCACCGCCAUUCAGACUGUCCUUAGGAAAAUCCACCCCUCGUACGAGUGGGUAGCACCGGAGACGACCAAAAGCCAGAUGUAUGAUUAUGAGCACACCCCCCCGGUAAACCCACAGCACCAUCCGAUUUCCGCCUCCAACCAAGGGCAGAGCCUCAUGCCAAUGGCUACACUCGGGGAUCCGGCGGUAGCAGGGAACCUCCCCAUGCUGUCUAAUCUACAAGGGAAUUUGUUACAGGACGGCAUACGCAUCCCCAGCGGUAGCGUCGGCAGUGGAGAUGAUCUUCUCGAUUUCACCCAAUCCGACAUGGGCUGGGACUUUGAUUUCUCCACGAUGGAUCUGGAGGCUUUCUUCUCCAUCAAUGCAGAUAUAGACCCGAUGGCGUUUUGA
This is a messenger RNA of Aspergillus fijiensis CBS 313.89, 2148 nucleotides long. Its product is annotated as Zn(II)2Cys6 transcription factor. Gene Ontology annotation, molecular function: zinc ion binding; DNA-binding transcription factor activity, RNA polymerase II-specific; RNA polymerase II cis-regulatory region sequence-specific DNA binding. Lineage: Eukaryota; Fungi; Ascomycota; Eurotiomycetes; Eurotiales; Aspergillaceae. Bases 1 to 2148 code for a protein of 715 amino acids. Gene Ontology annotation, cellular component: nucleus. The record is from RefSeq and is a predicted model, not a curated record. Gene Ontology annotation, biological process: DNA-templated transcription; positive regulation of transcription from RNA polymerase II promoter by galactose. The transcript is spliced from 5 exons.